CUGCUUUAUUGUACGCUGGUGUAUGACCGCACCACUUUUGAGGCUGGGAGAAGUUUUCCCCGCUGCUGACGCAUCGGAAGGAUCUGGCUGCCGCACCAUCGCGUACAAGUUGGCGCUGUUGUAGCCGCCCGUGCUGUGCCGCCCGUGCUGUGCCGUCCGUGCUGUGCCGUCCGUGCUGUGCCGUCCGUGCUGUGCGCUGUAUGCAGGCGUAUUCGGAUAUGACCGGCGCCUCCUCUCCGUUCCAGGGCUCGCCCUCGCUUCUGCCGCCGGCGUCCGCUAUCCAGCAAUGUACGCGCUGCAGCCCCCGCAGUACAUGUACCAGUCACCGUACGUGUCGCAGAACCCGGCGCUGCUGGCCGGCCUCUCGGCCAGCGCGCUGAGCCCCAGCGCCGGCCAGCAGAUGUACGACUACCAGCCGUACGCGGCCAGCUUCCAGGCAGCGGCCGCCGCCGCCGCCGCCGCCGACCCUUACUCGUCACAGGUGGCAGCAGCGAACGCGUUUAUGCCGCAGUACGCUGGGUACCCGGUGCCCGUGAGCUCGGCUCUGGGGGCGCAGCAGAUCUCGCUGGCCAGCUCGCAGUACGCAGCGGCCGCCGCCGCCGCCGCCGCCGCGCAGGAGGCGCGCAUGCAGUGAUGCCGGCCAUCGCUAGAGGCGCUGGCAUCGCCGCCGGCCGCGGCGGUCCGGCCGGCGCGGCGGGGGCAGCGUCGCGCGGCGCGCCUCAGGGCAGGUGCCCCGGACCCGCCAGCGCCGCCAGCAAGACAUCGCCGACACAGGGCGGCUGCCCCGCACAUGGCGGCGCAGUGCCCCGCGGCGGCGGGGGCUAGCGUUUCCACGGCAACGGCCCAGUCGGCCGCUGGCCGCGGGACGAGUCAUCCUCUAGUAUAAGAUUCCCCUCACAGAUGUCGCCGCAGUGUCGGCAGCGUUUUGUUCGGCAACUCCGAAAUUUCCAUAGUCCUCUAUUGUUGGUGGUGUAGGCGUUACCAAUCCUGUUAAUUGUUAACGGAGGUCGCGACUGUGGUCAGUUAUACAAAAUACCGAGGGAUGCGGCACGGUCAAAAUAGGACAUUUAUUCCACUACUUUUUAGAGUCCAGUUUCUAAAGCCUUUGACUUCUCUUCAUGUACCGAUUCGCGCAGAUGCUUUGCUUUUUAGCUUCUUUUUCUACAUUGCUAUCUGUAUUUUUUAACUGUGAUGUUGUGGAGGGGCCUUGGCCCCUACCACCUGACCUGCAAGGUCAAGGCCACUGCUGACCUCAAGCACACCGUCAGGGCAAACGGGGCGGACAUUACAGCUUCCCCGCCAGGCAUUGUUCAUAAUGUUGAUAUACACACACACAUCUACGCGUAUGUUACGUGCCAGGCGAUGGCGGCGCGGGUACAGCGCAUGCGCAGUGCAGCGAUACCGCCGGAGGCAGCUCGGCCCGUCCGGAGUCGGGGCCUGCCUCGGCCACUGUUUAACGUUACCGAUCAUGUGUACUUGUUAGAGUAGGCAACUAGCGUUUAAGGCGGGCGACGCCGCGCGGCGUCCGGCGCGGCGGACGACGGCAGUCGGGCGCGCGCGAGAACGAAUGGCUGGGACAACAGCAAGCGAUGUACAUAGUUGCACACACACACGGUGAGACACGCGCGCCGGGACGCAGGCGGGCGUGCACCACGUUAGGCUAGACAUGAGGGGUGGCGAUGCGGCGCGGUCGGCACAGUCUUGGCCCGGCUCGCCGGACGUUCUAGUCAGGCCGACGGCGCCGCACGCGCCGCCGGCACCUAGAAGCCGCCUGCCGCUUGUUGACGCGACGAAACCGCUGCUCCAAACAGUGCCUUCGACAGCGUGGUGCCUUACAAGUGCCUGUUUUUACCGAGCGACUGCGGCCGUCGGCAGGCAGCGCUGUUUUCGCGUCCGGCGCGGUCAAAACACAUUUCCCAUUUCCAGCGCGCGCUGUUUUGAAUAUGUUUUCGGCCGGCGACGGUGCAUUGAUUCGACGCCGCCGGGCAAUGCACGCCUGUUCGGCUCUCAAAGCUGCAAUUACACGCCGUCUCCCAUGAAUAAUAGAGCCGGUGGUCGGCUAGACCGGCGUCCGGAAUCAGUGCGCGCCCAUCGACCGCUCGAAGCUCAACAAUAUUUGUGCACUGUGCCACUUUGGCCGGCGAUUGGCCGCCUCGUGCCCACUGUGCCACUUUGGCCGGCGAUUGGCCGGCCGCUCGGCCGCCUCGUGCCCACUGCGCGCCGCGCGUGGGGCGUCUUUCACGCAGACACCGCCGGGGCAGCGAAGGAGGGGUGCCGCCGGGCGCGGCGGGUCGCGCCCGGCGCCGGCACCAGCCGCACGCCACACCUGUGUUCUGUUGCUCAAUGCGAGACUGGCGCAGCUGUCUGGUGCAGGCGAGGCGAGGCGGGGCGUGCGGUGGCGCGGCGCCCGGCGGCGCUGACGCCUGCCGACCUUUGGCCUUUGUCCGGCGCCGGUGCAGCGCGGACCGUCCGGGAGGCCGCGCCGGUCCGGGCCGGUGCGGUGUCGGUCCGGUCGCCUCCGGUGUCCGUCGCUAAGUCCGGGCCCCCAGGUCACGUGGGAGGGACGCCUGGGACUCGAUAUCGUUUAUUGGGCGGCCCCCGGUGUCCGCUAGAUAGGUGACUGGUUCAGUGUAAGCAGACAGACAGGUUUAUGAUCUGUGUAAAAAUGUAGUAAAUUAAUAGGCAUCAAUAAACGGAGGAAAAAG
Messenger RNA from Pollicipes pollicipes, 2705 nucleotides. RefSeq names its product RNA-binding protein 24. The transcript is spliced from 3 exons. The record is from RefSeq and is a predicted model, not a curated record. Lineage: Eukaryota; Metazoa; Arthropoda; Thecostraca; Pollicipedomorpha; Pollicipedidae. Bases 287 to 634 code for a protein of 115 amino acids.